Messenger RNA from Canariomyces notabilis, 1040 nucleotides. RefSeq lists its product as uncharacterized. Lineage: Eukaryota; Fungi; Ascomycota; Sordariomycetes; Sordariales; Chaetomiaceae. The transcript is spliced from 2 exons. The record is from RefSeq and is a predicted model, not a curated record. The coding region runs from base 467 to 988 and encodes 173 amino acids.
CUUGUUUGCAAAACGACCUGAGACCGAACCACGCUUUGCAACUUCCUACUUAGCACUGAGUAGCCCCGGCAGAUGACAUUUGGGGCCUGGCAGUGGACACACUAACCGAGAUAACCUUGCGAGCUAUGGGUGCUCUUGCCGAGCGCCUGUGUGGGGCAGCGGCUUAACAAUUUUUCUCUUCAUUCAGUACCAAUCCGCGAGGACAAGCAAACCACCGCUUUCCAUCCAGUAUAGCUAACUCACUGCCCACCAUUUCGAACGACACGACGUGGAAAUAUCAUGGAAUGACAUAUAAACUGGUUCCUGCCUUUGUUGAUGCCAACACAACACCAUCAACAUCCACUCUCCCGCUGCCAUCAGGUGAUUUCUGCUUGCUUCAGCCCAUGACCUGCCUGCUCAAACAGCCUCCGUUGCAUUGAGAAGCAUUGAAAUCCAACGGAUUCAUUUACCAAUUGACAGGGUAAGAAUGUCAAUUUCUGCAAAACGCUCCAACCGGUUGGCCCAGGGUGAAACUUCCGAACUCUGUGCGUUCCUAGAAUCGACAACUCGGAGAAAAAAGUUUGUUAGUCGAUAUUGCACAGUCAUGGGGCUUUGCGCCUGUGGCUGUCUCGAUGCUUGGUACGGACGGCAGGCCAAUAUUGGAGAACUUAUGUCGUCAAUUAUCGACCGAGAUAGCAGCGAAACCUACGAAGUAGUUCAACGACAUGCACAAAUUGAAACAAAUCGAAAGACCAGGGGCCAAUCAGACAGAGCCUCAUCAAUUCCAACACCUGCAUUCAGGCUUCCCGCUUUGCAGUUUGCACACGCCAAAACACGAUGCAGCAUCAUCUGUCGACGGUUGUUGCGUUCCGCCAGCGACCGUAGCCUCUCAACAAUAUGGUCAGCUGUUAAACAUUUGGGUCUUGACCCCUGUAUGGCACGCGUGUACCAUGGAAAGUUGGUACCGGCGGACCCUCGGCGCGGGACCCUCUUCCGCAAGUGCCGUUGACCGACACGCCCGACCGGUCACGCAAGACCAGCCUCCCAACGGCGCCACAUCC